AUGGCCGAGACUGGGAAUGCUGAGCCCCAGACGCCGAUCUCUGAGGGACCCAGCUCGCCCACCACACCCACGCAGGAGAGCAGCAAUGCGUCGGCCAAGUCGAUUACUGGGGAGCCGAUUGAGCAGCAGGACUUUGCCAAUCCGACCCUCAGCAUAAUACGGAACUUCUCGCGCAGCACGUCGGCAAGCUCGGUGGCGACCAAAGAAGAAACCCCUCCGCCGCUGCCACCCCGACCCGCCCUCGGUCUACUCUCACGACCCUCGACGUCGCACUCUACGGCCGCUGGGAGACCCCAACUCCUCUCCAAAGCCACCACGCAGCUGUCUGUCGCCCGGACACAGGCGUUCGCGACUGAGGCGAAAGAUGAGUCGCCCACGUCCUCGGGACCCAAGACACGCGACGUCUUGGGCGCAAGCCUAGGCGCUCACAACCUCAGCGAUGCCGACGACGGCGCGAGUAUACGCAGCUAUGCGCCGACAAUAGAGGCGGCAGGCUAUCAGGAGAGCCUCCUGGGCGAAGUCAUGGGCCAGGCAGAGAAGUCCGAGCAAGAGAAGUCACUGCUCAGGACGCUGGGCCACAAGUUCGUCGAUGCCGAAGCGCAAAGCAUGUUCCCGCCGGACCCAUACUUUGAAGAGGCUUUUCGUCGCGAGUUCGAUGAGGUCGACGAGAUGGCCAUGGAUGGGUCGAAUGAAGAAGCCGUUAUGCACCAGUGGCGCGCAAAACUGAAGCAUUUCCUCAUCCUCUCAAGUGCCGGCAAGCCCAUCUACAGCCGACAUGGCGACGACCAGCUCAUCACGAACUACAUUGGUGUCGUGCAGACCAUCAUAUCCUUUUACCAGUCCACCAACGAUAUAUUGAGAGGUUUCACAGCAGGCGACGUACGAUUUGUCGUCAUGUCCAAGGGCCCUCUCAACCUGGUAGCCAUCACGCGCUUACCAGAGAGCGACUCCCAGCUCCGGUCACAGCUCGAGGCACUCUACAUGCAGAUCCUAUCCACUCUCACGCUUCCUAGUAUGGAGCGCAUGUUUGCUGCGCGUGCGAACUACGAUCUUCGCAGACCGCUGCAGGGAACAGAGACACUACUAUCAGCGCUUGCAGAUGGCUUCACAAGAGGCUCACCAUCGACACUGCUCUCCGCUCUCGAGUGCCUCAAGCUCCGCAAGUCGCAUCGUACCACCAUCAACAACACACUUUUGAAGACCCGCUCCGAAAGUCUGCUCUACGGUCUUCUCGUCGCAUCCGGGAAGCUCGUGUCCGUCGUCCGGCCCAAGAAGCAUAGUCUGCACCCUGGUGACCUGCACCUGAUCUUCAACAUGCUCUUCGAAGCCGGUAGCGUCAAGGCUGGGGGUGGAGAAAACUGGAUUCCACUAUGCUUGCCAGGGUUCAACAACACCGGCUACUUGUACAUGUACGUAAGCUUCCUCAAUCUCGAACAUCCAACGGAGCAAAUGCAAGAGCGGCCUCGCACGAGCGAUGGAGCCGACGACGAAGUCGCGGUCCUCCUGAUCAGUGCGGAGAAGGAAAGCUUCUUCGAGCUUAGACGUAUGAGGGAUGAUUUAGUCGAGAGCUUGCAACGCAAUGGAUCCAUUGAGGCUAUACGCACAGCUGUGCAGCAAGGCCGUCCCACUUGUACAGACAUUGUGCCCGGCAGUCCGCUGAGGCACUUUCUGUAUAAGUCGAGGGGUAAUGUGCAGUUCACUAUGCCGAGCUACACACCUUACUUCGAGGGUGAUCUGGAGAAGAGACGAUUGAUCGACCUGUACAAUAAACUUCACAGUAAUCUGCACAACAAGCCGUCGACGCUUAAGGUGCAUCAUGAAACCAACACGACGUGUAUAGCGUUAGCGUGGAGUACACCGCUGUUUGAGCUUUAUGCUGUUGCGCCGGCAAAUACGUCGAGAGCAGCGCUUGCACAGAGUGCGAACAAGGUCAUUCAGUGGGUGCGACGAGAAGAGGAGAGAGUGUUCAUCAUUGGAGGUGCUGUAUUCUAG
Messenger RNA from Alternaria novae-zelandiae, 1992 nucleotides. RefSeq names its product Vacuolar fusion protein mon1 (gene MON1). Gene Ontology annotation, biological process: protein targeting to vacuole; vesicle-mediated transport. Lineage: Eukaryota; Fungi; Ascomycota; Dothideomycetes; Pleosporales; Pleosporaceae. Gene Ontology annotation, cellular component: fungal-type vacuole membrane; Mon1-Ccz1 complex. The transcript has 4 exons. The coding region runs from base 1 to 1992 and encodes 663 amino acids. The record is from RefSeq and is a predicted model, not a curated record.